GUUACAGGCAUUAACAACCUUCCCAAAUAUUUUCAGGGAUCCCAGCAUGGUCUUGAUUGUAUGACAACAUAGCAUGAUCAGAACAUCAUAUCGACUUUCUCCUGGAGAUCAAAGCAUUUACAAAUGGCAAACUUGAUUCGUCACUGUCCCUUUUUUCAAGUCACCAGUCCAGUUUUCGUGUGCCUUUUCAGGGGGAGAGAGGGGGCAUUAAAACAGUCUUUGGGUCUGGUACAAUGUUAUAAUGCAACAAUUUUGUUCUGGGAGAAAUUAUCUACAAAAUGGUAAUUCCCCUCUGCUAUUAGAACCAUGCAGCUCAGAAAGGAAGACAUUCUGCAGAGGAGUAAUACACUGUUCUUAAAAGAUUGUGGGUUGCUCCAAAGAAACUAAGGGUGUUUCCAAUCGGAGUGUAUAUUCAGAAUCCUCUGUGGACUUUGAUUGCUAAUUCAGUAUAGGCAAGACAGCUAAUGUUGAAUAUGUUACCUUUAGUUAGACAAACAUAUGUUUUAAUACACAUGCAUUGGGGAAGAUACUUUCUUCAGGAUUGACAACUCUGGAGAAUGAAGUUCUCUCUAGCUACAGAUCAGGUACAGUGAAGGUAGUGGCAGAUCAACCUUACUGGCAAUGUACCUAAGCCCUGACCUGGACGGACCACCUUGGAAACAUGAUAGAGGAGUUCUCUCUCUGAAUUUGUUCACUCUUUGGCUUCUCUGCCAAGUUUGAAAAUGGAACCGGUUGGCCCACUUGUUGACAAAGGUAUUUUUUCAUGAUUGGGCAUGCCUCUCCACCGAAAACUUGACUGAGAUCCAGCAACUCACUUCACACACACCACCAGACAGCCAUCAGACAGUAACCCCUUUAAUUCACUACUGGCUUGGGGUUGAAUUGGAACUGUUAACCUACAGAUGAAAGGCCCUAAAUCCUUUUACCAGACCCACAGCCAUUUAAUUUUUUUAAAUAAACAAAAGUGUAGAAUAACCCAGACCAAGGAAAUCUGUAGCCCCAAGGUUUUUUGUUUUCAAUCUCAUUUGCUGGUCCAGUAACCAGGUAUCCAAUUAUCUACCUUGUCCAUCAUUGGCUUGAGCAUUGGUAUGGCUAUGAACAUUUUCUCUUUGUUCAUUAGAGUGAAAUAUAUUGUGGUUCAGAUUGCUGAGUGCUCCCGGCCGUAAGGAACUCUUUACCUUUGAGUCACGGCAGUAAGAACCUCUCAACAUGCCGUUGAUUUGACUUUGUAACUUAGUUCAGUGUAAUAGAUAAGGGAAGUGGGCUAGAAUCUUAGCUGUGCUUCUUCCUAAUUUCUAGAUCUCAAGGGAAACAUCAUUGAUGAUCGUAUACCUUUAAAAAAUGUUUAAUCUUAAUUUAACCCAUUUCUUCUUUUAAAGUGCUUUGUGGGAUACAAAUUGCACCCUGGCUGCAUAUGCCAUGUGGGGGGGGAAACUUUUAUGUUUCAGAGUAAAUUGUUUAUAAUGAUCCAGGGAGCUUGAGUUUUACAUCUUUGUCUUCUGCGAAGCUACCAUCUGUUCGUUCUUUCACCCACUCUGUUGUUGUUCUGUAUGAGAAAAUAAAGAAUAAACACUGAAUUUCUGCCUAGGGCUUCCCUUUAAAGCGGCAUACUACAGAUGGUUUAGGUUUUUGCUAAACAAAACUAAUCAUAUUUCAAACCCUAAUAACAUACAUGAUUUCAGGAUUGUUUAUUCAUUUAAUUUAAAACAGGCUUUUUAAAUAAUUCAGCCAUUCACCUGCAGAAUUGGCAGCCCAAACAUUGCAGCAGGAUUUUCAGCCCAACCAUAGCUACAUUGCAAUCCGGGCAUAAGAAACUGAAAUUGACCCAGCUAAGUAAAAUUUAAAAAGAAAACCACAUAAUUGGUAAAAGUGUAAUUUCAACAACAUACCCUAGGUGAAGUAAUAUUCUUCCGAGGUGGCUUGAAUUAAAGCCCUUAUCCUGCAGUUGGAUUUUGGUGGGUGCAAAGUUCUGCCCAUGUGGAUCCAAUUGCAGGAUUGGUACCUACAUUCUCUGCAUUUUACUGUGCCUAGGUCUCUGAUGGUGCCUUAAAAACGGAGGCUGUCUCUCUUCAGUAUGAAAGAUCCGGUGGUGCUUUUUACAGGAUUAUGAGUUUGCCCUGUGUCCUAACUUUGAAAAUUUCCCUUUUCUCUGCUUACCUCCCUAUCCCCAUUUGUGCGUGCUAGCUGUUUGGUUCCCUCCGCUCUAGAGAUGGCUGCAUUUUAGUGGUGAGUGACGUAAUUCCUGUGUAUAGACUGAAAUGCAAGUUUGGGAUGAAAGGCGCUCUGUUAGAUAGUAUAACUAUUUAUUUACAUAGGAAAAUAUCAUUUGUCUUGCUCCUUUCCACAGCUAGCGAGCUCAGGAGCAUGAUUCUCUGGACACUUGUUUUUGCUGUUUAAAUGCUGAUGUAACAAUUAAAGUAACUAUCUGAAGGACCCCAGCAAACUCACUUUUCACAGAGUCCCUGGCAGGGGACAUUCUCCAGGGAGACAAGAUGAAUAUCAAAGCAGUCAAAGUUCUCUGUCUGCUGGGGGUCUUUUUCCUCAUGCUGCUUGGGUCCCUCCUGCCCGUCAAGAUAAUAGAAGCGGAUUAUGAGAAAGCUCAUCGCUCCAGAAAGGUCAUUGCCCUCUGCAAUUCCUUCGGAGGAGGGGUCUUCCUGGCCACCUGCUUCAACGCCUUGCUCCCCGCCGUACGAGAAAAGCUUCAAGAAGUUCUCAAGCUUGGGAAGGUGACCACAGACUACCCCCUGGCCGAGACCAUCAUGCUGCUGGGCUUCUUUAUGACUGUCUUUGUGGAGCAGCUCAUCCUGACCUUUCGGAAGGAGAAGCCUUCCUUCAUCGACUUGGAGACCUUCAACGCCGGCUCAGACGUCGGGAGCGACUCAGAAUAUGAGAGCCCCUUCAUAGCAUCUUCCAGAGGGCGCACGCUUUACCAUGAGCACAGCCACCACUCCCACAGCCAUGGCUUGAACGUCCAGGAGCUUUCCCAAUCCAGCCCCUUGCGGCUCUUCAGCCUGGUGUUUGCCUUGUCUGCCCACUCCAUCUUUGAGGGCCUGGCCCUGGGCCUCCAGGAGGAAGGAAACAAAGUUAUGAGUCUGUUCUUGGGCGUGGCCAUCCACGAGACGCUGGUGGCUGUGGCACUGGGCAUCAGCAUGGCUAAGAUCUCAUUAACACUGAAGGACGCUGCCAAGCUAGCACUUACGGUGAGUUUGAUGAUUCCUUUGGGCAUUGGGAUCGGCAUGGGCAUCGAGAGCGCCCAGAACGUGGCCAGCAGCGUGGCUUCUGUGCUCUUACAGGGCAUUGCUGCGGGAACUUUCUUGUUCGUCACCUUCUUUGAGAUCCUGGCAAAGGAACUGGAAGAUAAGAAUGAUCGCCUGCUGAAGGUCCUCUUCCUGGUCUUGGGCUACACGGCCUUGGCGUUGCUCGUCUUUUUCAAGUGGUGAAGGCUGGAGCGACGGACAGUAAACCCCGACUCCUCCCCGUUGUAAAUGGUGCCGAGAACAAGACCCCUUUCCAGCCAAGUAGGGACGCAGAGGAACACCACAGUCUGGGGGGUGUUUACGCAUCGACCUGGCAAAGGGAGAAUUGUUCCCUAGGGGUGCACAGAAAAUAAGAUUGAGUAGUGUCCAAAAAGAGGUUUCGUGUGGCAUUGGAACAAUGGGUUGGGGAGUUGGUGCAGGGAUUGCUGGAGGUCGUGGUGAAGUAGUUGGCUGUAACGUUGCCUCCGAAGGGACCUUGUCAGCUGUGCGCUCUGCUAUUUGUCUAGAGAUCCCACCCCCCAGCACAGGAUAACCUGUGUCUCCUGCCUUCAGGCUCUGGGCUCCGAGGAGGUGAAAAGCAAUGGAGAAAUCAAACUGAAAGCGGGCUGGGAUAAUGGAGCGUAAGACAGCACUAAGCUGCUUGUACCAGUUUAGUUUUGAGUAGAAACCUGGCUGGUGUUAUUACCUGCCAAAAAUAUCAACUGUUCUGGGAUACAACAAAUGUCUUUUAGGUGUGAUUUGGGCCAGGAUCCUCUGGUGGCAGAGCGUCCGUUAACCCACACAAAGUCCAUCGGGUCGGUAUUGUUCCUGAGAGAUUAAUCAAAGAAACAGGCCAGAGUCCUUUUUACCCCCACGUGUCACGUUCCAUCACUGUUGUCUGGCCCUUCAUUGCACAGUCACUGUUGUGAAUCUCUAGGAGUUUGGGUAAUGAUCACUUUGGAAAAUGUAGCGUUAAAAUCCAAAAUCCUUUCCAAAGCAUCCAGGGAGCUCUGGCUACAUGGUCUUGAAUUUGUACAAAUGGAUGUUUGCAAUUUCCAGAAUCCAUAGUUCGGUCAUUUCAAUUGUCUGAGGUGGAUUUUGGUUUGUGGGGGGGUCACCCUUGGAUGGAUCUGAAAUGGCUCUCCCAAAGCCACGUCUUCUUUGUGCUAACGUGUUUGCUUCUCUCUUAUACCGGCACAUCUGUCCCAUAUGGUGACUGACGAGGACCAACUGAUGGUGUCCGGCAACCAAUAUUUUAAUUGCUACAGAACACCAGAGUUAAUUAAUCUUACUUGGAAGAAAUGGGGAGGGGCUAAUUUUAGGCCUCAGAUGACCCCAGUUAGCAAGGGCCAAUUAAAAUUCAGUUUGGCUUGAUGUGCCAAUUUGGUGCCCAAAUACAGAAUUGUGGGCAGGUGGCAUUGCAAACGUUCUCUCUGUUUUCUCACUCAGAGCUAGCCACCACAUGGAGGUUUGGCUCCUGUGCUGCAGUCACAGCCUAUCCUGCUGCUUCUAUCGCUCGUCCUUCAUUCUGGCCUCUGGUUUUGAUGGCGAGACAGGCAUAGUGUCCAUAAUGACUUGGCUAUUUCUGCGUGUAAAAAACAUUCAAUCAGAUAUGCAAACUACACAACGGCUGUAAAACACGAGUGGCAAGGGAGUAUCCUUCGGGGUCUUUGAUGCCGUGAGAUAGGAUAGAUUGUAUUCUUUCCUGCUCUCCCACGCCACCUUAGUAUCCGGGAAUCUAUCCGUUUGGUUUGGAUCUUGAAUCGUCCUCACCACUGGAGUGACUGAAACCUGGGGGAUGAGUCCAGAUGUUCUGUGUUCAAUUCUGACCCUGCCACAGAAGCCCUGAGUGACCUUGGAUAGGUCUUUCCCCCUCUGUAAAAAGGGGCUAUUUAUCCUGCCUCCUGGGGGUGUUGUGAGAAUUAGCCAGUUAAUGUCCCAGCUACGGAAGUGCUGAGUAUUAUCAUUAAAAAGGGGUGGUGCGUGCAGUGAGAAUGGACCCCAACGGGUUUGAUGUGGGCUUUAAUGUGAGGCCACGGGCAGUUCACAGGGGGCUGCUUUUAUGUUGUUCAUUUUGUAAAUCAAAGGUGGGAUGGGUAUUGCUGCUGGUCUGCGUCUGGCUGCAGACCCUUUUGUCCUGCCCAGGCUCCAUCCUGCAGGUAGGCAGCCAGAAGAUUUGAGCACCUCCCAGACAGUGGAAGUGGGCGGUGUCUGAGUGCCAGGGUUUUCACUUGCCCAUUUGUUCAAGAGCAUUUUGUUUUCCUCCACUUCCACAUUCAGGAACCUCCCCCAUCCUCCAACCCUUAGCUGGCCAGGCAGGGCUGCUAUUACAAUGUGGGAGCGGCAGUCUCUAUCAGACUGUCACAUGUACAGGCCUGUCAAUUCUCUUAUGCUCUGACUGUGACUGGGGCUGCGUAUUUUGGGGUAACGUGACCCGGAGAAGCGAGGUGCAGCAGAGUUGGCUCUCCCUUCUGUCGUCAGCUCUUUCCUGUAAGAGGAGCCAAAAUCCCCAGGUGGUAUCCGGAUUUGCCUCUCUCCUGUGGCGAACCACAACCACUGGCAGUGGCUGCCUUUUUACUGGAGCUCCCACGCACCUCUGCCAGCGCUUGUAGGAGCCCCUCGUAUUUGCUGAAUGUUAAUCAGAGCAAGGUAGGAGAUGGAGCGUCUCCCUGUAAGUGAUCCACAGUCUGAAGGAUGCUCUCAAGCUAAAUCAAUAGCCAAGGCUCAUCCCAGCAAAGCUCCAGUGAUUUGCAGGAACGUGCCUACCCCAGUCCAAACCAGGAAUAGAUUUCCUGGCCCAGAAAGAUGCACUUGCUCAGUGGUACGUCUGGGUUAAGCGCCCCUCUCUGCAGAGUUUGUCCAGAGGAGAGAGCAAGAGUCCACGUUUCCUUCUCUGGGAAGUUAGCAGCAUCUUCUGUCAGCAUCCGUCCCCCACCCUGCUACUGCUGAGUGGGUGCCUGGCUCAGGCCUGCAGGAAGCCUCUUCAGGAGUGCAGGCGAGAUGACUUACUCUCUGCUGGGACACACAGGAAAGCUGCCCCGUGGCUCUGGGCAUGUGUUUGUGCGUGCGCACGUGUCCGUCCCGUCCCGUCCCCCCGGCCAGUGCUGCAGGUUUCCUUCCAUGGAACGUGGCUUUGAUUUCAUCUUGACGUUCUCGUAGCAAGAUCUCAGGACAGAUUGCUGGCCUUUAUGGACAGGGAGCUGCAAGGUCCGGCCCAGGCGCUGCACCGUGCUGAAAUCCUCCCAGUCGCAUCAGAUGGUAGAAGGGCCUUUGCAGCCGUUUACAUGGCCGGAGUUAAACUGGGGCAGGCGCGGGGUCAUUCAGCUCCUCUCACUGAAUGUCAUGCGCACACAUACCAUGUAGAGGAAGGGCUCCUCCUUUCCAGCGUGGGAUGAGUGAUGUAGACGUGCACGUGGAUCCCAUCCGGGCCCCUGGGAUGAUGUGUUUGGUCUGCCGAGGUUUUAACUUGUUCUAGCUACCGCUCAGCCUGCAGUUUCUUGUAUCAAGAAUGUCUAUACUGCCAUUUCUAGCCCCGCAAGCCAGAGUCAAUUCACCCAGGCUCGGUGCCUCGGCCCCCCAGUAGACACACCCCACGACACAAAAGGAGACAAUGGCCAAACUUAAAACUAGUCUUUGUAACAAGGAGAAAUACCUGGCUUUAGCGCAGUUGCCUUCCCGGCCCAGACUAGAAAGAACGGUGAAAGUUCAGGGAACUCGAAUGGCUCUGAAAAUGUCACUCCCAUUUUCGUCUCUCUCAUAAACGCUGGGUUUCUCCAAAGGAGUGUCAAUUCGGGAAUAGUGCUGUGGUUAGAGAGAGAUAGCUAACCUGUUAGUGGAAACAUCCCCUCGGCAGGGCAGAAGGUGUGUUCUCCAAUCAGAUAUCCGAUUUUCACCUUCUGUUAAAGACCAAGUGAACUGUACCGCUUUGGUGUAGAUUUCAGUUUCAAAAUAGUUUAUUUUACAAGCGUAUGUCUCGAUUCUGCAGUCGGAUCCAUACAGAGGGACCCUGCAAUAGCACAAAUCCGAUCAGAAAAUCGGCCCUAAUGAAGGGACAAAUAAUUGAGUACACUGUGGGGCAUGAGGAAGUUCUGAUUGUUGUCUGUGUUGUGUGUCCAUAUGAUUGUUGGUUCCCAGACGCGCUGACUGACCCUUCUUACCCUGCCUCUGUACCGUAUUUCAUUGUGGUCCGGGGUAAUGUGUUUUUGAGCUAGACAAAUGCAAUGAAUUGAAUAGAAUCUAAGCGAAAAUCCAUCAGCUGCUCUGAGUUUAAGAGCGAGGAGGGCUCCAUGGGAAGUGAAUUUUAGAGCGCACUGGGGUUCUUCAGUGCUUGUGUCACAUCCUAAAUGGAUACGUGCGAACAGGGGCAUAGUCCCGGUGCUGUGGUUGCCACAUACAGACGACUCCUUGGAAGAAGAGGCAGUCCCUGGUGUUUUUUUUUUUUUAAGCAAGGGCUAGGCAGACACAUCUGCAGCCUUUAUAAAUGGGACAGGGCGGUGGUUGUAAAUAGGAAUGCUGGUGUCGGUAUUAAUAUCUAAUAUGGGACAGAUCUAAAUGUCAGAUAACAUGGGUUAGAAAAUCAGGGGCUAUCUGGAUUUAAAUGAGUAUUUAACCACUGGGCCUCGUUGGGCAUUUUAGAUUGUAGUUCUCUGACCUUCUGGGGAUCCCUUUGUAAGGGGGAGAAUCUCUUCUUGGCCCAUCUGCCCUCCUGGCAUCCAAGUCCCCCAUCCCUGAUCUUCACUGUCCCCUUCUGUGGCUCUGUCCGGAGAGAUGUGUUUGUCUCCUAGCGGAGGGGUUGGGGUUAAAGUCCUAAUGCCAAAGCAGACAACACUAGCUACGAGAUUUCUUUAAAAGAACUCUGUGGUGUCCAAGGGUCAUCUGCUCAGGACGGGCAAAUCUCUUGGUGUACCCCAAGCUAUUAGCAAAGGGCUAAAGGCAUUUUCAGAUUGUUUACACACACACACACACACACACACACACACACAGAGAGGGGCUGACACUGUGGGGAUUGCUCUUGUGCAAGAGAUUGUGUGCACAGAAGAGGAAAGUGAAUUGAAAGCCCUCCUGGUAUGGACCGAGGUUUGGUGCUGGAUGCAGUCCCAACCCUCAACGCAGGAUUGAUUGUACUUGUUAAUAUUCCUGCAGAAGUACCCUUUAGAGCCAGCCUGGCACACGUGGGGCGAGGGGUGCUGGUCAGUCCUCAGUUUCCAGGGUUCCAGCUGGGCUGAUGGAAGGGGCGAGCCCUUUGCAAUCAAGGCAGGUUUCUGUUUUGAUAGACUUUGGGAUUUAACCCCUUAAGAGCCACAAAGGUGGCCCGUUUUGCAGGUGGAUCAGGGCUGCGGGGUUGCUAAAAGCGCUGUCUAAGGUCACACCUUUUCCUGUUACUCUCUGUGCCCCAGAACGAGCCACCCGAGUGUGUGAUGGGAAUAUUUAUUUAACUGCGCGGGCAACUUGUGGUGGUUAUUUGUACGGUUGUUAUUUUGUUUAGAAAAGCAGAACGCUGACAACUGCUCCCAAUAAACACUUUGUUCUUUUC
Molecule: messenger RNA, 8769 nt
Organism: Terrapene triunguis (Three-toed box turtle)
Lineage: Eukaryota; Metazoa; Chordata; Testudines; Emydidae
Gene: SLC39A3
Product: solute carrier family 39 member 3
Exons: 2
Coding region: 2493-3440 (315 amino acids)
Biological process (GO): zinc ion transmembrane transport
Cellular component (GO): plasma membrane
Molecular function (GO): zinc ion transmembrane transporter activity
Source: RefSeq, a predicted model, not a curated record